UUCGCGUUUGUUGUCAGUUUCUCAGCUCUUUUUCCGUGCGCGCUGUUUUUAUUCUCUUGUCUUUUAUUUUUGUUUGUUUUUUUUCUAGUUCUUACGUUCUAAGUUAUUUACAUGACUAGCACUUUGCUUUGCAGAUAAAGCGCGAUAACGACUCAUUUAAAGAACGAUAAUAAACGAACGACGACGACGCCGACGUUGCCAAAUUUCAAGUGCAACGAUAAAUAAAUAAAUAAAUUGAAAAAGAAAAAGCAGCAGAAAUAACAAAUUUCAAUCAAAGUUGAAAGUUAAUGAUUAACGUUUUGCACAACCACCAACAACACAAACCAAACGACAACGACAACGUCUAGUUAAUAAUACAACAAGAUGAUUAAAUUAAAAUCAUUAUUCCGCAGAGGACAAGGAACCUCGAGUUCUGCCUCCUCCAACAACUCAUCGCACAAGCAACAGCAGCAGAAUUCGAACAACAAUCGACAGAAAUCGCAGUCCAGCACAUCCCUGAACACUGCGCAUGAGCAACCACAGCAACAGCAACAACAACAACAACAGCAGCAGCAGCAGCAGCAACUAAACAACUCUGCGACAACAACAAAAUUUUAUUCAAAUCACGAGGCGACCUACGAACGCGGCGUCGAUGUGGGUGACGAGGCUGCGUUGCUGUUGACCACACAACAGCAGCAACAGCAGCAGCAGCGACGCCAGGCGCAACAGCAGCUGAGCAACACGCUGCCGCAGAAAAAGUCCAAAUUUAAGGGACAAAAGCAGCCAAAGCAAUUGCCACAACAGCAGCAAUUAGAGCAACAGCGGCAGCAACAACAACAACAGCAACAGCAACAUCAACCGAUGACGUCCAUUGCUGCUGUGCCGACGCCAACACCAACACCAAACAACAGCAACAGCAGUCACAGCAAUAAUAACAACAAUAGCAGCAACAGCGCAUUGGCCGCGUUGCAAGAUGGCGGCGCUGCUGCCGCUGCCGCUGCUGAUUUUUACCAGCAAUUAGCAGCAGCCGCAACAACAACAACAGCAACAAGCGCCGCAGUCAGUGGCAACAGCAGCGGCAGCCACAACACUGCUGUCAACAAAGCCUUCCCAGCCGCAGCAGCAGCUGUUGCUGUUGCAGCCGUUGCGGCAAGCAGCUACCAGCAGCAGCAGCAGCAACAACAACAACAGCAGCAGCAGCAGCAGCAGCUCAUCAACAACGAACAACAACAACAGCAACUGUUAGAGGCUAACAACAAAAUGCAGGAGCUGCACAUACAGCUGGAACGAAUGGGACGUGAGCAACUGCAACUGGAGACGCGCAUCACAGAGCUGCUGCCAUACCAAAGCGAGGUGACCAAACUGAGGGGCGAUCUGCUCAAGAUGCAGAAUCAACUAGAGAAAACACAAAUGGAGAUUGGCAAUUUGAAAUAUGAAAAUGAGUCUUUACGCAAUCGGUUGCGGGACGUCGUCAAUUCGCCACUGUCGGACGCGGAGAAGCAUCAGAUCAUUCAAGAGUCGCAACGCUUGCACAGCUCGGCGCCCGCCUCCAUAGCACUGCCCAAUUUGAACGAAGCUGCGCACGAUGGAACGCCAUGUCUCACGCCGGACUGGGACAAACACUCGUCGUCGAGUGAGAUUUCAGUAGCAUGUCUGCAGGACAAGAUCAUACAGAUGGAGGAGACGCACUACUCGACAAAUGAAGAGUUGCAGGCAACGCUACAGGAAUUGGCCGACCUGCAGGCGCAGCUGAGUGACACACAAACAGAGAACGAACGUUUGGCCGAUGAGAAGGAUGUGCUCUUCCAAUCGCUGUGUCGCCAAACGGAAAUGCUGAAUGAGUCGCGUACACAGAUCAACACGCUGCAGGAACUGUUGCUGCGUGACACAAAGCAGGCCGAGGCGUCCACCACGGAGCGCGAGAAGAAGUUGCUCGAUUUGAUAGAGACGACGCAGGAGGAGCGUGAGGCGCUCAUGCUCAAGCAGGAGGAGCUCAACGCUGAGCUCGGCGAACUGCGGCAGUCGCGCGACACCGCUCAAUUGGAGCAGCAGCGACUGCGUGAACGCAACGCUCUGCUCGAUUCGCAGCUGGAUGCGGUCAAUGCCGAGCGCAAGCAGAGCGAAGCGCAACUUUCAUCGGCCAAGGAGGAGAUCUCACAGCGUGCCAUUGAGAUGAGCAGGCUGAGCACGCUUUUGGAGAACGCACGCUCCAAGAUCGAAGAGCUGGAAGCUGAUCUCGCACGUGGAGACAAGACUGAUCUAAGCGAUGUGCUCGACGCGGCGCGUCGGGAGAAGGAUGCCCUCGAGGAGCGGUUGGCCGAGCUACAGGAUCAGUGGUCGCGCAGCCAGGCAGAAUUGCGGCGUUUGCGCGAACAGCUCGCUGGCCUCACCGAGGAAUGCAAGGUAGCCAAAAACAAUGCCAAGUGCGCUGUCUCGCAUCUGGAGUAUCAGCUGGAGCAGCUGCAAUCUGAGAAGGAUAAACUAGCCGGCGAUUGUCAGACACUGGAGGAGCGUAUCAAUGAGCUGCAUGUGCAGUGCAAAUGUCAUCAGGACGAUAAGGCGCAGCUGCAGCAGCUGCUGACCGCAACGCAGCGGCAUUUGGGCGAUGUGGAGUUGCAGCUGGCCGAUAGUGAAUCCCGCCUGGAAAAGGAGACGCAGCUGCGCAAACGCGACGCUGAUGAAUGGCAACAGUUCCAGGCGGAUCUCCUAAUGACUGUGCGUGUUGCCAACGAUUUCAAGACUGAGGCGCUCAGCGCACGCGAGCAGCUGGUGCUCGAUAACAAGACGCAAAAGGAAAAGAUCCGACUGCUCGAACAGCAGCUGGACAAAUUAACCAAACAGCAAUUGCAGCAGACAGAAACGCAGCAAUCGGUGCUGACAUCUGUGCAGCAGGAGAUGGCAUCCCGCCGCAGCAAACUCAGCUUUAGUCGACAGGACUCGCGGCUCUCUGUCAAAACACUUAUCGAGAGUAUCGAAAACAACAAACAGCAAGGCAAAACGGAUGAGACGGAGUCGCAUUAUAGCUCGACGUCGAGUCUAAACAGCGGCACUCCCGAGGCGGGCAAUACGCCCAUUAUACUGCCCGGAUCAAGUGACUGGCACGAGAGCCUUCGUCUACCUGUGCUACAGAGCAGCAAUCUGCAUGUAAAUGUGAACACAGCAGCAGCAGUUGCUGCAGCCACAACGAUACCAUCCACAGCAGCAACAGCAACAGCAGCAGCAACAUCAGCUAACACUACCAAAGCAACACAGCAACAACUGCAGCAGCAGCAGCAGCAGCCGCCGCAACUGCAGCAUCAACUGUCGCAACAGUCAAUGACAAGUGUAACAUCAUCAUCAUCGACGCAGCCAUCCACACCAAACACGCCCAGCAGCCUGCAACAGCAGCCGCCCAGCCUGACAACGCCAGUGCAGACGCCAAAUAGCGCCCUAGUGAGCAGCCUCAGCUUUGGCAAUGUCUCAAAAUCCGUUAUCAGUGGUGAACGCAAGGAUCCGCUCAAUAUGCUGGCUAAAAACGGUGGCUCCAAGCGCAAUGCGCUGCUCAAGUGGUGCCAGAAUAAAACCGUCGGCUAUCGCAACAUUGACAUCACGAACUUCAGCUCAUCGUGGAACGAUGGGCUGGCAUUCUGCGCCAUUCUACAUUCCUAUCUGCCGGAUCGCAUACCCUACGACACGCUCACUCCGGCCAACAAGCGUCGCAACUUUUCACUAGCAUUUGCCGCCGCCGAGUCGGUUGGCAUCAGCACCACCCUGAACAUCAAUGAUAUGUGUCAGAUUGAGCGACCUGACUGGACGCUGGUCAUGUCCUAUGUAACAGCUAUCUACAAGUACUUCGAGACAUAAUCCCGACGCA
This is a messenger RNA of Drosophila hydei, 3832 nucleotides long. Its product is annotated as cytospin-A. Lineage: Eukaryota; Metazoa; Arthropoda; Insecta; Diptera; Drosophilidae. The record is from RefSeq and is a predicted model, not a curated record. Gene Ontology annotation, cellular component: filamentous actin; microtubule organizing center. Bases 364 to 3822 code for a protein of 1152 amino acids. Gene Ontology annotation, molecular function: protein binding. Gene Ontology annotation, biological process: actin cytoskeleton organization. The transcript has 10 exons.